This is a messenger RNA of Mauremys mutica (yellowpond turtle), 1072 nucleotides long. Its product is annotated as zinc finger protein 211-like. Lineage: Eukaryota; Metazoa; Chordata; Testudines; Geoemydidae. The transcript is spliced from 2 exons. The record is from RefSeq and is a predicted model, not a curated record. The annotation marks the transcript as partial.
CCCUACACAUGCUCUGAGUGUGGGAAAAGCUUCAAGCACCGCUCUGCCCUUAUCACACAUCGAAUAAUCCACACGGGAGAAAGACCCUACACAUGCUCUGAGUGUGGGAAAAACUUUAGUCAGAGCUCUGUCCUUCUCACACAUCGAAGAAUCCACACAGGAGAAAGGCCCUACACAUGCUCUGUGUGUGGGAAAAGCUUCAAGCACCGCUCUGCACUUAGCACACAUCGAAUAAUCCACACGGGAGAAAGACCCUACACAUGCUCUGAGUGUGGGAAAAGCUUCAAUCGGAACUCAACCCUUAUCAUACAUCAGGGAAUCCACACAGGAGAGAAGCCCUACGCAUGCUCUGAGUGUGGGAAAAGCUUCAAUCGGAACUCAACCCUUAUCACACAUCAGAGAAUCCACACAGGGGAGAUGCCCUAUACGUGCUCUGACUGCGGGAAAAGCUUCAAUCGCUGCUCUGCCCUUAUCAAACAUCGAAGAAUCCACACAGGAGAAAGGCCGUACACAUGCUCUGAGUGUGGGAAAAGCUUUAGUCAGCGCUCAAACCUUAUCAAACAUAGGAAAAUCCACAUGGGUGAGAAAUCUUAUGGAUGCUCUGUGUGUGGGAAAUGUUUCUUUCAUCAUUCAGACCUCAUCUUACAUCAGAGAAUCCACACAGGGGAGAAGCCCUACACAUGCUCUGAGUGUGGGAAAAGCUUUAGUCAGAGCUCUGUCCUUAUCAGACAUUGUAGAAUCCACACAGGAGAGAAGCCCUACAUGUGCACUGAGUGUGGGAAAAGCUUCAAUCGGCGCUCAAACCUUAUCAGACAUAGGAAAAUCCACCUUGGAGAGAAGCCCUAGACAUGCUCUGAGUGCAGGAAAAGCUUCAAACAGCACUCAAGCCUCAUUAGACAUCAGAAAAGCCACAUGAGAGAGAACUGUAAUCAAUUCCUUGACUAGGGUUGGCCAAAAUUUUUUUUUUUUAAAAAUCACAUUUGCUCAUUCCUACUUAGUUAUUUUUGUACCAUCUUCACCGUGGUCUCUCAGCUCCACCAGAUCAGUUGCCUGCUUCUGCCUUUUGCAGCUC